CAAAAAUUCACCAUCUACAAACUCCCAUUCUCCCAAAACUUUAUCUUUAACACUCACUGAUUUGCAAUUUCGACACCCAUCUUUCGUAAUCAUUCGUAUAAGCAUAUAAAAGGGUCGUAAUUUAGAGUCUAAAUGUUGUGGAUAAGGCCGUAAUCAUAUCAUUCAUAUCAACAUAUAAAGUAAAUCUUGAUUUGCACUGUAAAGUCCUCUUUGCGGCGGUGCCUGCUUUUUCUCUCAGGGUCUGUGUUAAUCUAUUGGAAUCUGAUGGUUUCUUGAUUUGGGAGAAAGAUCGCAUUUUUAUUUGGGCGUUUAUGUUUAGAUAUAUGAUGUUGCACAGUUCGUUCAGUUCUUGGAUCAGCCAUUUCCUUGCUUGCAUGGGCACAGAAGUUGUAUUGGUUGCUGUGAUAAAUCUCAACCGAUCACUGCUGUGGACGAACCAUCAAAAGGACUAAGAAUACAAGGCCAGCUGGUGAAGAAACAAAGCAUGUCAGACGACUUCUGGAGCACCAGCACGUGUGAUUUGUUGGAGAACAGCACGCUUCAGUCUCAGAGAAGCUAUUCAUCAAUCAGCGUCUCAAAUCAAAGUGUCAGUUGCAGUGGCAGUGCUAGCAACCCUCCAGAGUUUAUAAAUCAUGGUCUGCUGCUAUGGAACCAAAGCCGGGCUCAAUGGGUCGGAACUAAGAAGUCCCAAACCCCUAAAAAAAAUCGAGAACCUGUAUUAAGUUGGAAUGCAAGUUAUGAGAACCUGCUGGGGACAAGCAAGCGGUUCCCACAGCCCGUUCCUCUCUCUGAAAUGGUUGAUUUUCUGGUGGAUAUAUGGGACCAAGAGGGGUUGUAUGAUUGAUAGAUUCAGAAACUGUUUUAUCUUCUGAUCACUGAUAUACUGUUUAAGUUUGAGCUUUUAAAGAAAUGGGAUUAUUUGAUGUAUAGUUUGCAAAGGGUUAGAGAUUGAUAAUUGUGCAAAUUCUGGUGAAAUAUUUUAAAUAACAUGAAUAUAUUUGUGUUAUCUUUUGUUCAA
Molecule: messenger RNA, 1018 nt
Organism: Salvia hispanica
Lineage: Eukaryota; Viridiplantae; Streptophyta; Magnoliopsida; Lamiales; Lamiaceae
Source: RefSeq, a predicted model, not a curated record